AUCUGAAUACCGAAAUAUUUUCUCUUUUUUUUUUCCGUCAUAAUCAGUUCAUUUAAAUUUCAACAAUCACAUAAGAUUAAAUGGGUUCGAAAUUUUAAUUCAGAUUGAAUUUUAAAAGAUUUAAAAUUUAUAUAUUAAUUGAACAAAAGAAAAAAUAGUGUUAAUUAAAAAUCGAAAUUUGUUCGUCUAAACAGAAAAUUAACCCUUUAGAAUUCUUAUACUAUUUAUUUAUUUUUAUUAUUUUUUUCAGUUGGUAUUAUUUCUAAAAAUUAAAAUUGAGGAAUUGAAGCUUUGGGGUCUUCUCGUUCAGCUCCACUCCAGACUUCACUUUCUAAUUGAAUCAACCCUAAGCCCCAAUUCACAAAAUCCUAAUCCCGCCGCCCGCGCCACUGUCGACGCCCCACCGCCGCCGUCUCCUGCUGCAGUUCCAGUUUCUGUCGAUCCAGAUUGAAGGGGGAAACGAUGUCGUUUAUGAAGGGAAAUUUGCUGUCAAAAACUCGUAAACUCGUUAAAGGAUUUGCGAGAACGGAGCCUGUCUGGCUUAAGGCCAUGGAAAAGGCACCGCCUGCUACGUUUCCUUGUGCACAGAAUAAGCUUAGGCAAAUAACUCUGCCAGAGGAUAAGUACGUGAAGAAGUUCUAUCAGAAGCAUCCGGAUUCGAAGUUUGAAGAUCCCAUUAAGAUCUCUGAUUUCGAUCCACCUGCAGCCCGUCAAUUUGCUUGGAGAGUGCUUGAAUUGAAGGAGCAGGGAUUUGAUGAGAGCGAUGCCAUUAAUAUUGCUGAUAACGAGUAUCGGGCUGAAAGAAAAGCCAAGAAGCAGGCCUACGCUCGGCUGAAGCAAAUUAAUAAGCUCCGGGGCGAAAGACCCCCUCCACACCCUUACCCAAGUGCUGUCAAGCAGAUUCAAGCAGAAGAAAGGAAGCUUGUUAGGGAACGGUUCGCCAAUCCCGAGAUGCGUGAAAUUGUCGAGCGACUUAAAAUGGAGAGAGCUACAAUGUUGAUGGAGAGAAAGUGGUGAGCUUUUCCUGGCUUAUGAAGUUGCUGUACCAUUCCAAUGCUAGCAGGAAGCAUUUGUUUCAAAGAAAAAUCUUGUUUUAGUUCAUCCUAACGCCUCGUCUCCUAAGGCCCAGACUUUCUUAAAAGUUCAUUACUAUGAAGAUCAUGCUACCAUUAUUGAACAAGUGGAUUUCUUUGCCUCCCUUGCAAUAAAAUUUUGUUUUUGAUUUUC
Salvia miltiorrhiza (redroot sage) is the source of this 1227-nucleotide messenger RNA. RefSeq lists its product as uncharacterized. The transcript has 5 exons. NCBI's taxonomy places the organism in Eukaryota, Viridiplantae, Streptophyta, Magnoliopsida, Lamiales, Lamiaceae. Bases 463 to 1017 code for a protein of 184 amino acids. The record is from RefSeq and is a predicted model, not a curated record.